Molecule: messenger RNA, 6441 nt
Organism: Chara braunii
Lineage: Eukaryota; Viridiplantae; Streptophyta; Charophyceae; Charales; Characeae
Source: the annotation of a GenBank genome assembly
CAGACACAUGCUGUGGUAGGAUUCCACUAGGGGGUUCUAGUACAGAUAAUGUUUGCCUAAUUCAUGAACGUGUCAGACGUCGAUGAGGAGAGAGUUGACGAUCGUAGACUAACACGUGCAAGGUCAUGUAGGAUCCUGCACGUGUUCCAGGUCCUACAACCGGAAGACGAAAGACGCAUUAGUGCCGAAUGCAGAGCCUGUGCUCUCGCAGCAUCGAGAGAGGUAGCAAAUGUUGCAGCUAGAGAACAGGCUGCAGCAACAGCCAGGGCAGCAGCCAUGUCUUCUGCAACAGCCAUGUCUUCUGCAGCAGCAUCCUCCGCUGCAACUUCUGUUGCGUUCUCGUCUGGACCCCAGUUUGGAAUGCCAACAGGGUCCACGGACACUUCCAGUUCUGCAGGAUCACGACAGUCUACAAGUCAAAUGGCGGGCUCGCAGUUCAACCCGUUGACUCCUCGUGAAAGGGAGCUUAGGGAGCUCCAACAGGUCGAAAGGAUUCGUGAACGAUUAGAGAGGGAACUGAAGGAAACAACCGAUAGGGAGAAAGAGAUAAAGAAUAGCACAGCCAGGCUUGAUAUGUUAGAGGCAGACAAAUAUAAGUUAGAGGGUUUGGAUGACUCAGGAAUGAAUGAGCCCAUGAAAGUGUUGAGGGACAACAUGUUGUCGCUGCAUGCGCACAUGGACAGCAGGUUGGACUUCAUGCAGAGCACUUUGGACCAGAUCCUGCACAUUUUGACAAGGCCAGGAUUUAGGCCACCAGCGCAAUCGCCGUUGCCGUUAUCGGCGAUGUCAGGCCCCUUUCCAGUUCAAGCUGGUACACAGCCAAGUGGUACGUCUGCAGCAGCCUCACAGACUGUUGCAUCUUCUUCUUCGGGUCCAACAGUGAUUGCUACAUCACCGCAACAACCUGUUCCACCACAGGGACAGCACCAAGGUCAAUGGUAUCCUAAGACCCCGAUAAAACCGCCUCUUGCCUUCUCAGGCGAAAGAAAGGACGAGAAACUCAACACAUGGUUGAGAACGGUCCCGGUUUGGGUGAAGGCAAAGAGGACCUUGCCUGAGGACGAAGUGGUAACUGUUGCAUCCUACCUUGAGGGUAAGGCAGCCAAGUGGCUAGAUGGAGUAGUUGUAAAGGCCGGGUACGGGCGACGCAUGGCGGACUGGGCUAAGUCUCUGACGUUAGACCAGUUCAUGGAAAUGGUAGAAGCUCGAUGGCAUAAUCCACAGGAGGCACAGAAGGCCACUGACGCCAUUAACAAACUAGACCAACGAAAGUUCAGGUCAGUUAGAGAGCUUACGACUACCGUUGAGAGUCUGAUCCUCGUCCCAGGCAUCAACUACAGUGACCAGUUCCUGUUAACAACGUUUGUUAGAUGUUUGCCUGAGAUCAUCAGGAAAUUGCUUGCCAGCGAGGCACGCACAGAGUAUCAUUCGUUUGAGACAUUGUCUAGAAAGCCUUUAGAUUUGCAGGUCACUCUAGCCAAUGCUCAACCCACCUCACAGAAUGACUCAAAGAAGAAGAAGAGUCAUCAGGAGUGGAAGAAGAAGGGAGCAAAGUUGAUGAUGGUUGAGUCUGAUGGGACUCAAAUUGAGAUUGACGAACUCUCUGACCCGAUGAGCUAUUCAGAGUAUGACGGCGAGGAGGUAGCUGAGGGUAGCACCCUCGCCGCGGUAGUAAAGACUGAGGCAGGUGGCCGAGGGAAGGGCCAACCUAGGAGUCAAGGAAAGGCCACCUCCAAUCAGACCAAGCAGGCUGAAUGGGUGAAGGCAGGUCUUGACCAAGACGUGUGGCGUGACCGCCGAGACCGGGUACGACACCUUAGUAGACCAGUAGCAUCUACUUUGGCCAACAAGGAGCGCAUGAUUGUAACAGACUACAUCAAGGACGUAGUCUGUACCGUCUCCUUUGGAGGAGGUGAGCUUAACCAUAAGAUCUCGUUCUUGGUUAGCGACGACUUACCAUUUGACAUGUUAUUAGGCAUGUACUACCCCGAAGUUGCUAAGCCCCAGUUCGACUGGGAUAAGAAGGUGCUCAAGCAUAAGUUGUCGGAUGGCCGAACUGUCAGAUUGACUAAGUUCAAGGCCAGUAGUAUUAUAGAUACCUAUGGCUGUUUGUGCGUAUCAGCGUUCUACAAUUACUACAAGCAAAACCAAAAGGAAGGUAUGUACCUUGUUUAUGUCUCUGAGAAGGGGGAGGCCGUUAAAACACCCCCAGAGAUAGAACGCGUCAUUGCUAAGUUCCCUGAUCUGUUCGAGGAGCCCAGAGGAGUUGUUGAAAGGGAAGUCGUCCACGCUAGAGAAAUCAUUCCAAGGAGUAAGACCCCAAAGGGAAGGAUCUAUAGGAUGGCCCCCGCCGAGUUAGAUGAACUUCGGCGACAACUUAAGGAGCUGAUAGAGAAGGGUUGGAUUCGGCCUAGUACUUCCCAUUACGGAUCACCCGUACUAUUCGUACCGAAGAAGGGGCGUACUUUGAGGAUGUGCAUUGAUUAUAGGGGCCUCAAUGCCAUCACGGUGAAAAACGCAGAGCCUCUACCUUGCAUAGACGACCUAUUGGAUAGAGUGCAGGGAUGCAAGUACUAUAGCAAGAUAGACUUGAAAUCCGGAUAUCACCAGAUCGCAAUAAGACCUGAGGACCAACACAAGACAACUUUUCAGACUCGUUAUGGUUUGUAUGAGUUCGUAGUGAUGCCUUUUGGUCUUUGUAAUGCGCCGGGUACAUUCCAGCACGCUAUGAAUCGGAUCUUCCAUAACCAUUUAGAUAGGUUUGUCGUGGUCUAUCUAGACGACAUUCUGGUCUUUAGUAAGUCUGCCGAGGAGCACGCACAACACGUUGAGACUGUACUCUCACUCCUGCGACAACACAAGUAUAAGGUCAACUUAGAGAAGUGUGAGUACGGUCGCACAAAGAUACUAUACUUGGGUCAUGAAGUAUCCGCGGAGGGAAUUAGACCGGAAGAUGCGAAGGUGGCUAGUAUUCGAGACUGGUCACGACCUCAGACAGUCACUGAGGUCAGAUCAUUCUUAGGAAUGUGCGGCUACUAUAGAAACUUCGUAAAGAACUAUUCUACAGUCGCCUCUCCUUUGACUGAUCUAACUCGACUUGACACACCGUGGGGCUGGAGUGAUGAGUGCGAGGGUGCUUUCAAGAGAUUGAAGCAUGCACUCAUGAAUCAUGAGGUUCUCAUGGUUCCUGAGGUUCUCAUGGUUCCUGAUCCGCAGAAGCCAUUCAUAGUGACCAUUGACGCAAGCCAAUACGACAUUGGCGCAGUGCUGGCUCAGCAGGAUGAGAAAAAGUUGAGACCGAUUGAGUACAUGAGCAAGAAGAUGCCAUCAAAGAAGUUGGCAAAGUCCACCUACGAGAGGGAACUCUAUGCUCUGUAUAAAGCACUUGUACAUUGGAGACACUUCCUUCUAGGAAGGUUCUUCUACUUGAGGACUGAUCAUCAGACCCUCAAAUGGAUCAAGACUCAACCGGCUCUUUCUGACGCCCUCAAGCGAUGGAUUGAGGUCAUAGACCAAUAUGACUUCAAGCUUGAGUACCUGAAGGGAGAGUAUAACAAGGUUGCUGAUGCGCUAUCACAUAGAGCAGACUACCUAGGCGCGCGAGUUUCUGACUUUGGCGUAUCUGAAGAAGUAACUCAAUCAUUGGUGGGAGCCUAUCAGGAAGACCCUGUCAUGUUGGACAUCAUUCGCAAGCUUCAGGCAAAAGACAAGGCCACGGAAACGGGCACGAUGCCGCGAAGUCAAUCUCGGGUGUUUGAGGAUGGGGGAGAGGACGAGAAUCGGAAGGCGCAGAAGAAGUGCUGCGUGUACAAGUACAUCCGCGUGGGACAGAAUCUCGGCGAGAGAUUCCGUGGCAAUCGCAUGUUGAAGUGUGUUUUUUGCGGCAACGAGUUCCAGGGCAACCAGUUCGUGGCGGCGCGCCAUUUCCGCCAAGGCAAGGGAUGUCCGGAAGUGACAGACGAGGCACUUGUCGACAUCCACUGUAACAGUGAGUACAAGAUGUCCGACAAGUUCCUAGAGCGGAUACAGCGAUUUGAGGAGCUUCACGGUGCGGCGCCUGCGAUGGAUCCGCGACGAGACGAGGGGGGGGAGGGAGAGAUGAGGGACGUGGGGGAGCAGAUCGACAUGGACGACGACGUCGAGGAGGUUGCACGGGCGGGGUCGUCAGGGAGGGAGCGAGGGAAGGGCAUUGUCAGCGCACCGGGGGGGCAGCGGGGCCAGUACUUUGCGUCGGAGCACGUGUCGGCUCGUACACGGGCAGGUGCGGAUACGGCUGAGGCGGGUGCGUYUGCGGGGAAGAGGAAGGAGAGAGAGGAGGGGGACAGACCGACGGCAGCAGCCACAACACAGAAGAGGAUGAGACAGAACAUGAUCACGGAGUCAUUCACUUCAAAGUGGCAGAUGGAGUUCAAGAAGAAGUGGUUGCGGUUUAUGUACAGUCAGCUCCUGGUGUUCAACGUCUUCCGAAGCGAGCCAUGGUUGGACGUUGUCCGACACUUCAGGGACUUUUCGGGACAAGUGAAGGUGUUGUGGCCUUCAGAGAAUGAGAUCGCGGACAUAGAGACCAUUGUCCACACGGUGGACAAUGUGGGAGCUGAUCUCGCGGAGGUCAGGGCUCCUUUCUAUGUCACGGGGGCCACCAUUAUGUCAGACGGAAGGAAGUCACGCGAUGCUAGACCCGUCGUUAACUUCCUUGCCAGCGGGUCGCAUGGGGUGAUGCUCGUCCGGACGAUGAACAGGGAGGGUGAGCGGGAUCGGGCGCCUGAUGUGUCGGCGCGCUGGAUCAAGGUGUUCGAAGACUUCUCCCCUAAGUGGGUGAACGCCAUCUGCACCGACUCCGCCUCGGCGUACGUCGCCGCGGCGAACAUGCUCCAGGGGCCCCAGCAGAGGCCGGAGCAUCGACGGAUCACGUGGCUCCCAUGCGCAGUGCAUGUCUGCAACAAGAUGUUGUCAGACAUUGGCUGUUCGGGCCCGUGGUCCAAGGACAUCAUCGUGAGGGGGAGAGAGGUGGUGCGCUUCAUUAAGGAGCACGGCGCCGCUCUCCAUAUCUUCCGGGGGGAGAGCAGUCAGAUGGGCCUCAUCUAUCCUUGCAAGACACGUAUCGCAUCCGUGUUCGCGAUGGUGGAGCGUUUGCUGGCAGUGAGGUCAGCUUUGGAGAGGACGGUGGAUGGCGAUACUUGGGGUAUGGUCCCUUGGGACCAUUCCGUUCGUCAGUUGGCUAGGUGGGUCAGGUGUCAGGUGCAACAUGGCAGUUGGUGGGAUUCCAUGGGCAUCUUGUUCCGUAUCAUGGAGCCUGUGUACGACCUGCUGCGCAGGUUGGACCGCAGAGGGCUGCACAUGUCGCGGGUGGUUAAGUGGACACAUGAUCUGGCCCGCCAGGUAGCAGAGGAGGUUUGUGCACUUUCGGCAGAUCUUGCACACUACAUUGUGAAGAGGGUGCAGGCUCGAUGCACUCACAUGCUGGAGCCGGCGCACGCCGCUGCUCACCUUCUUUGUCCCAGCCGGCGGGACUUGAGGUACUUCGAGGGCGUGGUCAGCGACUACGACGCGAGCUUGUGCGCCCCGCAGUUGCAGGUUAUCGCUCUUCGUGUGAUGUACAUGUGGACGUGCUCCUCUCCUAUGGAGAGGAAUUGGGCCGUCCACGAGGGUGUACAGACGAAGAAGCGUAACCGGCUUGAGUUCGAGAAGGUCGCGAAGUUGGUUGAGAUCUCAGCCAACGUCCGCCUUCUCUCUCAUCAGCGGCCAGGCCACGGGUUCGCGCUGCCGUGGACUCUAGAUGAGUCGUUGUUGGACGUGGAGGGAGGUAUCGGGAUUCGCCCCUCGUGGAAGGGGACGGCAAGAGCAGAACGCGGGAGGAGGUCGAGGAUCAGAGACGUUCAUGGCAGCGAGACCCAUGUGGGUACAGAGCUCCUCCGGGUGAUGUGGGCGAUGUUUUUGGGAUUCGAGCCGCCACAUUGCACCCGUACCCUCGAGACGACAGUGAUUCCGAGGGUCACGAGGACGCGGAUGAGCCGGCGGGCCCCGCUAGCGCCACUCCUGCGGCGGAUGAGCGUGAUGAGUGGAGCGACCCAGAGGACGUCCGUUGACGGAGUGGCAGAGAUGACCUUUUCGUUCGAGUUGAUUUGGAGGAGGAGUCUGGGGGUCGUCAUAGGAGCCCUUUGGAGCGUCCGAGGUCUCCGUUCAGUGCCCCGCUUCCCAUUGAGCGGAAGACAAAUCCUGGGUCUGCACCUUCGAGGGUGGCAGAGUCGCGGAUUGGCCAUCGUCCUCAGGGUCGCUCUGGCACGGCAUCAUCCUCCGCUGUUCCCACUUCGACGGAGCAGCUUCAUCGACAACCACCCAGUGCAGAUCAAUUGCAGAGAUUGGUGAGGGGCCCGAGACAGUGAUUGGAGGACAGAUUGGAGGGCGGGCCUAUGUCGGUGCAGGGUGACGACUGAGACAAGC